CCACACGAUGGGGGCGUGGUCAUCGUGCUGCACCUGCGCGCGCGCCAGGUAAAUGAGUGACACGCUGGGCUUCAACGCUUUCUUCUAAACAAAAGCGGUCCGGAAGUGAUAAAGGGAAAACGGCAUAGGCCUGAGAUGGACCGUUACAGGUAUUUCAUCUUCAAUCAGAAGAGUGUGGUGGUCCUCGGCAUCCUUCAGGUGGCGUGCGCGGGGCUUUGCGUGGUUUGCGGUUUUAUAGAUGCAGUCUUUCGCAAAAGCACUACUCUGAGUGAAACUAGAGCUCCACUCUGGGCUGGACUGAUUAUGGCUGCACCGGGUGUACUUGCCCUUUUUGCAUCCCAGAAGAAAAACCCAAUUCUGGUAAACACCAUGAUCAUCUCCUCUGUGAUGUCGCUUUUUGCUGAUGUGAUCGUCUUUGUUUAUGCUUGCGUCACUCUCAGCUAUGGAGAGGAGGAUGAUGAGAUCUUCCAUGCCCAUCCUAUCCCUGAAGUGAGAUUUGUCCUCAGCCGGAUGGUAAAAGGCGCAAACGGCACCCUUCUGGUGGCCUGCAUGGGGUCUCUGCUCUUUUCUUCUCUGAUUGCAUACGUUGGCUGUCGCAGUCUGCCGCUUUGUGGCUGCUAUGAUUCUGCAAAUGGCAUGGAGUUUCUAGUUCCUCAGAAUGAUCCUGUUACUCCCACUGAACUCGUAUGCACUUGGCAAGAUGGAGAAGAGCGAAUCUUUAACUCCCCUGUGUCAUUCAUGGAACACUGUCCUGAGCAGGAGCAGCAAGACCUCGCCACGCUUCCACCGUAUAGCAGACUUGCUUAGUAAUUAAUGCUUUUUUAAAUGUAUCUGACUGGGCAAAAUAUCAAAUAAUGAGAGAUUUAAUUUAUUAAUUUGCCCCAGAAUGUGUAAAAUGUCCAAAUUUCAUCAAGCUUGCUUGUUUCAGUUCUACUUAAAUGUGUUUCUUGAUGUUUGUUAUUAUCAGUGCCAUGUCAAUUUUAUGUUUUUUUUUUUUUUUUCUAAAAGCAUGUGCCUUUGCUUUAUACAUUUUACAUGAUUUUACAAACUGAUAUUUUUGUAUACAUCAACCUGUAUAUAUUUUACAAUAAACAAUUAUUACAAAUUUAAAAA
This is a messenger RNA of Megalobrama amblycephala (Wuchang bream), 1113 nucleotides long. RefSeq lists its product as uncharacterized. The coding region runs from base 136 to 807 and encodes 223 amino acids. The transcript is spliced from 7 exons. Lineage: Eukaryota; Metazoa; Chordata; Actinopteri; Cypriniformes; Xenocyprididae. The record is from RefSeq and is a predicted model, not a curated record. Gene Ontology annotation, cellular component: membrane.